Colletotrichum phormii is the source of this 774-nucleotide messenger RNA. Its product is annotated as RTA1 like protein-domain-containing protein. The transcript has 4 exons. The record is from RefSeq and is a predicted model, not a curated record. Lineage: Eukaryota; Fungi; Ascomycota; Sordariomycetes; Glomerellales; Glomerellaceae. Gene Ontology annotation, cellular component: membrane. Bases 1 to 774 code for a protein of 257 amino acids.
AUGGCGGCAAGGGCGCAGCCGCCCUUGCGGCAGACCUCCCGGAGGUAUUAUGAUCCUUUGUUUGCUGAAGCAGUUCUCUUCGCCGUUGUUUUCGGUGGUUUAUCCAUUCGUCACUUGGUCUUGUUGAUCAAGACACGGACUUGGUGCUUCAUUCCUUUCUUCGUAGGAUGCCUCUCAAAGCAAACCCCAGAUUGGACUUUGAUGCCGUAUGUCGGACAAAGCAUGCUCAUUCUCUUGGGCCCAGCUUUCUAUGCCGCUUCAAUCUACAUGGUGCUUGGUCGCCUGAUCAGCAAUCUUGACGCAAAAUCGUAUUCCCUGAUUCGGGUCAAAUGGCUCACGAAGUUCUUCCUCAUGGGUGACAUUCUGUCCAUCUUCGGGCAAGGAGGAGUCGUCUUCUUCGGCUUCUUCAUGAUUGUCACGACCGUCUUGCACAUUCGAAUUGCCUUGAAACCGACGACGAAAUCGCUGCAUACAAACAUUCCUUGGCAGAAGCUCAUUUGGAUGCUCUACUUUUCGAGCUUGCUCAUCAUGGUUCGCUCCAUAUUUCGCAUGAUAGAAUACGCGCAAGGGCAUGACGGCAGCUUGAUACAGAAGGAGAUUUACAUUUGUGUACUGGAUGCGCUUCUCAUGACCGUGGUUUCGAUAGUCUUCUCGGUGUAUCAUCCGAGCAGCAUACUGAAGGACGAUGGAAACUUGAAGGGCGAUGAAGAGUUUCCAUCGAUUGGGGCUGAUAGUUAUCCAUUGCAGGGUCAUGCAAAUGGAGGCCGCGCUUAG